Hyla sarda is the source of this 4782-nucleotide messenger RNA. It is a transcript of the gene ELAPOR1, whose product is annotated as endosome-lysosome associated apoptosis and autophagy regulator 1. The coding region runs from base 65 to 3034 and encodes 989 amino acids. Gene Ontology annotation, cellular component: extracellular exosome; lysosome; trans-Golgi network. Gene Ontology annotation, biological process: autophagosome assembly; positive regulation of vacuole organization. NCBI's taxonomy places the organism in Eukaryota, Metazoa, Chordata, Amphibia, Anura, Hylidae. The record is from RefSeq and is a predicted model, not a curated record. The transcript has 22 exons.
CUGUACUUAACCGCUCCCAUUUUUCCUUUUCAAGCAGACAGGUGUAUGCUGCUCAAAGCAAGUCAUGGCUGCACCAACUCUAUUCUCUCAGAUUAUUCGUCUUUAUUUCCUCAGCAGUCUGGUAUUUCUUUUAAACUUCAGACCACUCCGAGGAGAGCAGCUCCAUGCAUGUAAAGAGUCAGAAUACCAUUAUGAAUAUACUGAAUGCGACAGCAAAGGAACCAGAUGGCGAGUGGCCGUCCCUCAUUUCCCAGGACUUUGCACAGGACUACCAGAUCCAGUAAAAGGAACAGAAUGUUCCUUCUCCUGUUCUGCAGGGCAAUACCUGGACAUGGCAGUGCAAGAAUGUACCCAAUGUGGAAAAGGAACAUACUCUUUGGGGACAGGCGUUCAUUUUGAAGAGUGGACAGAACUUCCACAUGGUUUCAGGAGCUUUUCAAACAACAUAUAUGGAACAGAAUAUGGGAACUGUAACAUGUCACAGUGGGAGGCCCGUGGGGAAUAUGUGGCAUCAAAUACCGAUGAAUGUACAGCAACAUUAAUGUAUUCAGUGAACUUGAAACAGGAAGGAACAGUCAGCUUUGAAUUUGUACAUCCUGACAGCAAUAUUGCUUUUGAAUUCUUUGUUCAAAAUAACCAGUGCCAGCCAAGGGAGGAGAAUUUAAGAUGGAUGAAAACCACUGAAAGCGGAUGGGGUUAUCAUCAAGUAAAACUCACCAAAGGAACUAAUGUACUAUACUGGAGAACAACAGCUUUUUCUAUGGGCAUUAACACACUUAAGCCUGUGUUGUUGAGGAACAUUCUAAUUACAGGUGCUGCAUAUACUUCAGAGUGCUUUCCAUGCAAACCUGGUACAUUUGCACCUAGGAGUGGGGCUUCAUUCUGCCAGCUAUGCCCUAAAAACACUUUUUCAUAUCGUGGGGCCUUCGUUUGCACACCAUGUGAAGCUGAUAAGUAUUCCGUUGCUGGUUCUGCAUCUUGCACACCUCGACCCCCAUGCACAGAUAAAGACUAUUUUUACACUCAUUUGCCAUGUGAUGCCAAUGGAGAGACACAACUGAUAUACAAAUGGAUUGAGCCUAAAAUAUGCAAUAGUACUAUGAAAGGAACUAAAGAACUGCCAAUGUCAGGCACCAAAAUAAAAUGCCCACCUUGUAAUCCUGGCUUCCAUCAAUCCAACAGUACAAUCUGUGAGCCUUGUCCUCAAGGCAUGUUUUCAAAUGGUACCAUCUGCAGGGAGUGCCCAGUUGGAACACAAGCUGCACAAGGUUUUGAGUAUAAAUGGUGGAAUACCCUGCCAUCAAACAUGCACAGCACAGUCAUGAGUGGGCUUAAUUUUGAAUAUCAGCAAGAGGCAGGGUGGGAAGUGGCUGGAGAUUAUAUUUACACAUCUGCUGGGUCUUCAGAUAAUGAUUAUAUGAUACUCACAAUGAACAUUCCUGCCUUCAGCACCCCACAGCAGUCGACUCAAGACAGAGAAAGUAAUGAGGUGUCUCGAAUAACAUUUGUAUUUGAUAUGAAUUGCUCCAUGAACUGCCAGCUUUUCUUUAUGAAGACUGUGAACUUGGAAACAAACACACUGAUAGAAAGUUGGAAUGGCACAAGGGAUAAGCAGUCAUAUAUGCAUCAUUUGAAGAGAAAUGCAAACACUACUUUUUCUUGGGCAUUCCAAAGAACCAGCAUUCGAACGGAUGGUGGUCGCGAAUACACAGCAGAUGUGGCAAAAAUGUACUCAAUAAACAUCACCAACACAAAAGAGGGAGUGGCAUCUUGGUGUAAGCCCUGUGCCCUUGACACUGAUUCUCAGUGCAUUUCCUGUCCUUCGGGUCAUUACAUAGACAAGAAAACAAGCAGCUGCAUUUCUUGCCCGAUAAAAACUUACCUGCCUUCUCAUUUAGUUUUUGGAGAAGAAGCUUGUACAGAAUGUGGCCCGGGAACUAAGAACAAUGAUAUUCAUUCAUUAUGUUUUAAUGAUUGCCACUAUACAACAUCAAUGGGAAGAAGAAAAAUGCAUUAUGAUUUUUCAUUACUUCAGAAUAUGACAACAUUUGCUGGAAAGCCCAGCUUUACAAGCAAAGGGGUGAAAUUUUAUCACCAGUUCAGUAUCAGCCUUUGUGGGAAUCAGGGAAGGAAACUGGCUACAUGUACUCAGAAUGUUUCAGACCCUAGAGGAUUAGAAAAUGAACCAAGGCCAUCUAUAAAUUCCUAUGUCUGCCAGUCUAUUAUUAUGCCAUCAGAUGCAGCAGGUCAAAAUAUUUUUAUGUCUUCACAGCCCAUAGUGCUUGGUGACCAAUUGAUAGGUGUAACAACAGAAACAACGUUGGAAAAAAUCACUUCUCCUGUGGAUUUGUUUCCAGGAGAACAUGCAGACAUAAAAGAUAUUAUAUUCUAUUACAGGUCCAAAGAAGUAACUCAGUCUUGUGUUUUUGGUCGUGCUACUACUAUCCGCCUGCGCUGUAAUCCACUGAAAACUGGUAUUGGCACUGUGUCUGUACCAAGUAACUGCCCAGAAGGAACCUGUGAUGGGUGUGUGUUUCAUUUUCUGUGGGAGACAGAACAGGCAUGUCCUCUCUGCACUGAAAAUGAUUUCCAUAUCAUCACAAGUGCAUGCCAACAUGGUGUCCAGAAAACAACCCCUGUUUGGCUUACACCACGACUCUGUGUUAGAGGUAUUGAUCUUCCACCUCAGACUAUUAGUAUCUGUAAAACUCCAGAUUUCUGGCUGAAGAUUGGUGUGAUCAGUGGUAUUUGUUCUGCACUUUUGCUCACUGUGCUCACUGGUUACUUUUGGAGGAAAAAUCAAAACUUAGAGUACAAAUAUUCACGACUGAUGAUGAAUGGUCCAUCCAAAGAGGGUGAACUUCCAGCAGCUGACAGCUGUGCUAUUAUGGAAGGAGAGGAUGCAGAAGAUGAGUUGUUAUAUAGCACCCGUCAUUCCAUAUUACGCAAGUUUAGAUUAUUUUCUGAAAAGAGAACAUCAGAUGGAUUUGACUGUGUCCCUUUAAAAUCAUCAGGAGAACAUAUGGACAUGUAGAAAAAGCUAAACAAUUAUCAGCUUAUUACAUGAAAUGGUUUAAACUGUGAGGCAGAUCUCUGUAAAACAGAGCAACAUAAUGGUUAUUUUGCUAUUUAUUAAGCAGUCCUACUGUUAUGUAAUAUACAAAAUAAGGUUUAUUAGAAACAAAAGCACAGCCAUGUAAAUGAGCUCCUAGAAUAGGCAUUUUCAACAUUGUUACUGCUGGGAACACCUAAUAAUUUACUCUUUACUCAAUACUCUUGGAAAACCCCUGCUCCCUUUUCUGCCUCAAAGAACCUUAGCAUAUAGGAAGGUAAAUCAUUCUGUCUUUUAUGCCUAUCUGUAUAUUCGAUCCAUGAUGGAUAGUGUUGACUGCUGUGCUAAGCAGCUUUAACCUGAACAAGUUUCAGGUAACCAUGGUUGGCUACAUACAAGUUUAAUAUGGUUGCAUUUUGUGUCUGUAUAAGGCUACGCUUCCACACAGGGUUUUUUUUCUGGCAUUUUUCAGAAAACUGUCACUGUAGUUUUUGAACCAAUGUCAGAAGUGGAUCCAGUAGGAAGGGAAAGUAUAAGCCCUACCUGUAUAUCUCCCAUUCCUUUUGAAUACACUUCUGGCUUUGGCUCAAAUAAUGCAGUGACCGUUUUCCAAAAACUGUGUGGAAACCUAUCCUUAUAGGCAUUCUGAAUGAUGUCAUCAUAGAUCACUAUGAUGAUGUCAGACUGUGUAGACCUCACAGUCAGGCUGUGGCUUGCAACCAUAUUAGUCUAGGGUUAAACUUGGCUUUAGGAUACAUUCACACUGGUAGAUUAGAUGCAAACAUUUUUUCAACUUUUCAUUUUCACCGGAAUGGGUCUUGCAGAAAUUCCCACACAUGCUGCUUAAACAACCCCAAUUAUAUGCAUGUAACCUAUACAUGGCCUAAGGAUAUGUUCACAUGUUCAGGUUUUUAAUUUGAAUUAUUAAAAACAAAGCCAGGAAUGGAUUUGAAAAUAUGAGAAAUGUCCAUUUCCUUUAUCCUCCAUUUAUGAUCCAUUCCUGGCUUUGUAUUCAGCAAUUACAAUUAAAAACCUGAAUUGAUGUCUAAUAUUGUUGCUCAGCUCUACUGAAGUAAAGAGGGCUGAGCUGCAAUAUCGCAUACAUCCUGUGAACAGGUGUAUGAAGCUCUUGAAAGAAAACCGCAAUUGUUUUAAAGUAUCACUAUAUUUCUCAUAUGCAUCUUGUAAAACACCUUUAACACUAUUACAGACACCAUCAGCUGUAGUAAAAAUACAAAUUUGUAAAUUAAAAAAAUAUAUAUAUCUCUAUAUAUAAGUACAGCAUGAGCAAAAGGUGAAGAAGAAUGCUCAUUAUGUAAUCUGUUGGAUCUUAAAAGGGUUCCCUUGAUCAUUAAAUGUUAUGGCAUAUUGAUAGUGCAUACGGUUCUAAAAAGACCUUCUAAAGAAUAGAGUAACACCUGAAAGCUUCAGAAUUAAUUUUCUUGCACAUAAAUUGUAUGUUCUGCCAAAACCUGUGUGGGAACAUUUUGUACUUUUUAGGGUAGGGUCACACGGAACAAAUCUGCAGCGUAUUUUACGCUGCAUAUCCAACGAUGACUAACCCUACAGUCUGCCUCCAGCUGUGCCUGCUCGUAGUGGCAAUCUGCCGCUACGAGCAGACACACAGUGUUCUGUGAGUCGUGGCACACAUGCAGUGUACUUGCACACAUCGUGGCUGCUCUCGGCCUAGCUAACUGAGCAGGGGGAGCAGCAGUGAUGUUUGCGAGCAC